This is a messenger RNA of Aspergillus homomorphus CBS 101889, 414 nucleotides long. RefSeq lists its product as uncharacterized. Lineage: Eukaryota; Fungi; Ascomycota; Eurotiomycetes; Eurotiales; Aspergillaceae. The record is from RefSeq and is a predicted model, not a curated record. Bases 1 to 414 code for a protein of 137 amino acids. The transcript has a single exon.
AUGCCCUCAAAACUCGCGCUACGGAUCACCCUACCCGAACAACUCAAACAAAAAAACUCAACACUAAUCCAAAUCAAUCUCCCCAAAGACCCCCGACCAAUAAAGAACGAUUGGGCGCCAGUCAAGAAGGCCACCCCAAAGUUGUGGAAGAAGCUCCGGGAAAUCAAGCCCGAGUUGCGCGGGCAGCGCAUGGGUUUGCUGCUGGUCUACGAACAUAAUUGUGACGCCCGCCUUCGGUUUCUCGUCGAGCCGGCGGCGCAGAAGCCGGUUGAGUACUUCGAGUACAACGGCGUGGUGGAGUUUGUUCUGGAUUCCGAUGCUGCUUGUGAGGAGUUUCAUGCUGCGGCUGUGGAGUGGGCGCGUAGCGUGAAGGGUGGUGUAGGUCUUGGGGAGGGAGAGGGAGAGGCCGCUUAG